UAAGCAUAGCUAGCAGACUCCUCGGUAGAACACAAAUACGCUACGCUUAGUACCACCAGCCGCACAAACGGCCGGAGGAGGCAGCUAAUGAGCUCCAUGGCCGCGGAAAUGGCUGCCGUCGAGGAGGAGGCGUGCAUCUACGCCAUGCAGCUGUCCUCCACGGCUCUCCUGCCGCUGACGCUCAAGAACGCCAUCGAGCUGGGCAUGCUCGAGGUCCUGAUGGGCGCCGGCGGCAAGAUGCUGUCACCGUCUGAGGUGGCCGCGCGGCUGCCGACGCCGACGACCAACCCGGACGCGCCGGCCAUGGUCGACCGCAUGCUGCACCUGCUGGCAUCCUACAAGGUGGUGUCGUGCGAGGUGGAGGAAGGCACGCACGCCCGGCGGUACGGCCCCACGCCCGUGUGCAAGUGGUUCACGCCCGACCAGGACGGCAUCUCCAUUGCCCCUCUGCUCCUUCUCACCAAUGACAAGGUCCCUAUGGAGAGCUUGUAAGUAUAUACACCCUUCACUUCUAUUUAAAUCGCAUAUAUCUUUGUCUUGAGUCAAACACUCUACUCCCUCUGUCAGGAAAUAUAGAAGUGUUUAGAUCACUACUCACGCUCUUAUAUUUUUUUAUAGAGGGAGUAAGUUGGAA
This is a messenger RNA of Triticum dicoccoides, 634 nucleotides long. RefSeq names its product flavone O-methyltransferase 1-like. Lineage: Eukaryota; Viridiplantae; Streptophyta; Magnoliopsida; Poales; Poaceae. Gene Ontology annotation, molecular function: methyltransferase activity; protein dimerization activity. The record is from RefSeq and is a predicted model, not a curated record. The transcript has a single exon. The coding region runs from base 88 to 492 and encodes 134 amino acids.